AUGAGCGGCACAGUCAUUGCCAACAGUGUGAACGAUGCAACCAGCACUCACAACCCUGGUGGCCGGGGCGGCCCCAAUACGUACCUGAGCAUGGUAGGAGAUGUCCAGGAAGAGUUGGAAAGGCUUCGUAUUCAGCAUCGCUGGCUGCAAAUGUGCCUGAAAGACAAAAUUGUGUUCGCCCCAGUUGACCUUAACAAGGAGGGAUUGAAGAUCCUCGACAUGGGUUGCGCGGACGGGACGCUUCUCAGGGACUUGCAGAAGAAUGUUCCAUCGUCAGCCGAACUGGUUGGCGCAGAUGUGUCGACCAUUUUUAUGCCUACCUCAAGCCAAGGCAAUAUUCGAUACGUAACCCAAGAUGUCUGCGACCCACCCGCAAAUAACCUAAAAGGCAUAUUCGACUUGACCCAUGUCCGUCAUGUGCUUCAUAGUACCAGCAGAUCUGGCGUCGAAAAAGCGGUGGCCCAUCUUGCUGAAACGCUCGCUCCGGGCGGCUGGUUGCAAACGAUGGAAAUGGACUUUUCCUUAGAGCAGCCAGGACAACCCCAAGCCCUCAAGGACGCCAUCCGGGUUGUCGGAGAUCUCAUGGAAGCGGUAGGCAUGGACCGUGAGUAUCCGAGACAAUUACCGGAGGCGUUCAAAAAAGCCGGCCUCCAGAACGUGGUUGUCGAAAAGAUUGACUGUAAGAUUGGCAGAGUUUAUGGCAAUGAUGCAGACAUGAAUCUCUCAAUAGAGCCAUUCAAGCGGGCCAUCCCUUUAAUGGCCAAAAGAUGCAAGAUGGUUUGUUUGGAUACUCCAUCGUCUAUUUCGGAAAAUCUGGAAGAAAGGUAUGUGAAGGAAAUGACAGAGAAAGGCGGUGUAUUCCCUAUAUUCAUUGUCUACGGCCAGAAGCCACUGGCGUAG
Molecule: messenger RNA, 900 nt
Organism: Colletotrichum truncatum
Lineage: Eukaryota; Fungi; Ascomycota; Sordariomycetes; Glomerellales; Glomerellaceae
Product: methyltransferase domain-containing protein
Source: RefSeq, a predicted model, not a curated record